AUGGCAGCCAUGGUGGGUCCAUCUACCCCUAUGGGGUGCGUGCACCCCUCCUCCGCCUCUUGCGAUCCAUUAGACGAAGCAAAGCCGUCCAAGCCACGCCUCUCCUCUCCCAUGCAAACGCAACCCUUUCCGCCUCUCUCCCUCACUGACCGCAUUCCCAGGCCACCAGCGCCAACAAACCCCGCGGCAGUGCAAAGCUCCGCCGCAGCCGUACCCCCUCUCCCCCCGUCCCUUCACCAGAGCCUUUGCCAGAAGGUCCUUCAAGCGCGAGAUGCGCAAAGCAACAUCCCGUCAUCCUCUCCCCCAAUGUCACCCGCCUUGAAACCGCUCUUCCUCUCCCCCAUGUCUCCGCACACGCCUCCGCUUCCGCCCUUCGCGUCCGCGAGCCCUGUCGUCACGCCGUCGCUGCAUCCCGCGAGCCAAACGCCGCAGGCUGGCAGAGGGGCUCCAGGCGUCACGAAUCUGCGACAGAUUCCUUCGGGCGCGGAUGAGCGCACAUAUGGUGGCAUGAAAGUCGGCAUGUACCAUCCGGAGCAGGAGAAUCUUUGCCGGUCGCCGUCUUGGCCCAGCCACAAGCGCAAGCGGCACGAGGUGCAAGACUGGCCACCGGGCAUCCCGUGCGGCGCCCUGCGCAUGACCGCCGGGUGCCCGUCCCCGCAUCGCCUCAGCAACUGCAACAGCCCCGUACUCGGCGCGCAUGCGCCCGCGCGGCCGUUUGCGAGCGGAGGGUCCGCGGGGGAGGGCAUGGCGGGCAGUGGCGGCGAUGGGUGGACUCCGUCGAAGAGUCCGCGGUUGAUGCCGCAACAUAUGGAUUCGAAAGCGACUGAACGAUCUCCCCGCUCAGGGCGCUACGAUGCUGCUGCGGCUGUGGGAUUUAGAAACAGCCCUGGAGCACCGGGCCACCACCAGCAGCCGCCGCCGCCGCUGCAGCAGCAGCAGCAGCAGCAGCAGAGCAUGUCUCCCGCAUCCGCCGCGCGUCUCAACAGAAGCUAUUCGCAGCCCACCCUGGUUCACCAGUCGCAAGGGCAGUCGCAGCAACGCACCGCGCGCUCUCCCCAGAUGCUCAGCCCCUUCAGCCGUCCUCAGCCCCACCCUCACGCGCAACCUCAAGCGCACCCUCAUGCGCACGGACCGUCGUCUGCUCCGCACGAGCUGCAGCAGCAUCCGAGCCCAUCUAGCACACCACAACCGCCGAAUCCUAACUAUGGCGCUCCGCAAUCUGCGCCGUCCCGCGCGCCGUCGCCUGCAGCGGCAAGGCCAUGCCCGCCGUGCCCCUCCCCGCUCAUUUUCCCGCAGCAGACCCCGCACACUCACAGCUUGCAACCCGCGCAGGCGCCCUCCGUCCCCUCCAGCCCUGCGCCGAUGUCUUCCCCCAGCCUCUCCGGAAAGCCCGCGCUCGUGCCCAUCGCUCCGCGGAAGAUUCUCCCCGCCGCCCCCUUGGUUCACCCAGGCGGCAUUCCGCCGGUGGGGCAGAGAGGCGCAAAGAUCCUCGGACUCAUGGGGCUCAACGUCGCGCCCGGCGCGCUCCCCAACCUCAUGGCGCAUCCCCCGCAACUGGGGUCCAUGGGGGCGCACGUGGGCGGGGUGAUGGGCAUGGGCGCGGGGAUGAGCAUGGGUCCGCCUGGCUCGUUCCCCUCGUCCUCCCCGUCCGCUCUCUCCCGCUCCCAGAGCAUGACCACCAGCAGGGUGCCUGUUCUCCCCUGCCCCUCCGCCACUGCCGCCGCUAUUGCGCGCGCGCGAGCGUCAAUGCCGCGGAGCCUCAGCGCGCCGCGUGUGCUUGCUGCGAACGGCGCUCCUGCUGCCUUAACUCCUACUGUUACCGCCGUGAACGGUGCUGGUGAUAACCUCGGCACCGGCAGCAGCGGGGGAGGCCCCAUGAUGGGCUCGCCGUUCCUCUCGCCUUCCCUUGCCAGCAAGCCGUCUCACAUCGCCGGAAUCCGUCAACUCUGCCAGUCCCCUGCCGUCGCGCAGCUUCCGCCGCCCGCGCUUCCCAUCCACGCGCUGCCCCCGCUCGGAGGUUCUCCCGCAGUUGGCGCGGGGAGCGCUGGCGCGGGCAGCCAAAUGGGGGCUGGUGCGAACAUGGGCGGAACGAGGGCGGGUAGUGUGAACGCAGUAGCGCCAGCAAUGCGGCAGGCAGGCAUGGCAUGGGUGGACCGGCUUUCGAAUCUGGCGCACCAUCAUGCCAGCAAGCAGCAGCCGCAGCAGCAGCAGCAGCACAACAGGCAGCAGCCACAGCAAACUCAGCCCGUGCAGCAGCAAGAGCGUGUGGCAACAGCGACAUGCAGCUCCCCUGCGCCCCGUACAAGCAGCGUGACAGGCGGCGGUGCGCCCACGGAUGCAUCGGCAGCAGGCAGCCAGGCGGGCAGCGGAGUGUGCGCAGCAGGGAACGAGCAGCGCACGGCAAAGACCUCCAUUCCGGAGUCGAUUUCAAGGAGCAAGGGAGCGAGUGCGUACGAGAGGGACAGCCGGGGAGAGGCGGAGGAGCAGUCGAAGGCGGCUGCCGCAACGCAGCCGGCAAGCCCUAGCUUGGUGAGCAGGAACGUGCCGCUGCAGCAGGCGCCGCAUCAGAAGUGCUCACCCGGUGGGUUCUCUAUUGGGCCUGGCCUCGCUGCGCUGCAGCGCAGCCCCCUGCCUACUGUGCCGGAGGCGCAUGUGGAUGCGGCCCCUGAUGCUGCCGCGAGUCUGCACAAGUGUGAAUCCGUGUGUGACAGCUCCGUGCCUGCCGUCUCAAACGCGGGUCCGCCUUCUGCGUUUGCUGCUGAUGCUGCCAAUGGUGUUGCUGAUGCUGCUGCCGGUGCGGGUAGUGGCACUGCGUACACGGUGGUGGCGCAGCAGCAUGCACGCAGGGCAGAGGAGAACAUCAAGACGGAGGAGCAGCUGCAGGUGCACCAGCAGCACCACCCUCCAGUGCCUAAGCAACCAUCGAAUUCACAGGAACAAUCUUUGCUUGUGCUCAAGCCUGAGUAUGAGCAGCAGAAUCAACAGCAGCUAGGCAAGGUGGAACACGGGGAGAAUCCACCGCCGCCGCUGCAGCAACUGGAGGAGCAGCCGACCCAACAGUGCCAGCAGCAGCAGCAACAGCAGGAGGAGGAGGCUUCCCAGAGGCAGCAGCAUGAGGAACCACUGCAGGCAGCGAAAGCAGCGAUGGUAAAGGCAGAGGAGGAGCGACAGGCACUGCUGGAGAGCCCCGACAAGCUGGACUGCACCAUUGCACACACAACCCCCCAGCUAACGUCUCUCCCACACCCGCCCUUGGGCUCGCAACCUCCUGCCACUGCUGCUCCUGCUGUUGACGCUGCUCCCUAUGCGCUGCCGAUGGCGGCUGCUGCUUCGCCAUCCGCCGUCGCAGCACCUGCUGCUGCUGCUGCACUCCCUGUGGGUCAGCCCGACUCCAUGCCUGCCGGCCUGGGUGCUUUCCUGCCGCCUCUCUUCUCCAACGAGCUCACCUACCCGGGCUGGCCUGCAGCAGAUGAGUCGCUGGGAGGGGCGGGCGGCGAGGAGGAUGGCGUGACGUGGACGGAUGCAGGGCUGAUGAGGGCGGAGGACAUGGAGGCGAACGAGAUGGAGGUGCUGGAGUGGUGCCCCGAUGGCUCUGAUGGUGUCUUUGCGGUGGACGGCGAGUACUACUCCGUGCCUGGCGGUGCUGCCAUCAUGCCCUCUCAUGCGGAGCUCAGCGUGUUGCCUGCUGGACCCGGGCCUGUUGCUGCUGCAGCUGCUGGUGUGUCUGUUUCUGACCCUGCUGCGGCCGGCUCUCUGGCUGUUCACGCAGGUUGGCCUGCGGUCGUGCAUGUUCCCAAUCAGCAACCCAGCUUCAACGCCUGGCACGCUCCUCUGGCUCCGUCGCCCCAGGCUCAUGCCUGCAUGCCGCCACCGUCCUUUCAUCCCUCGGACCCAUCAGGAUUCAAUCCUGCUGCAGCUACCGCGGGCGCAGCAGGGUCUGCACAGAGCCAUGGCUUUGCAGCGAGGGGCGGAGAGCAGGGGAUGCAUAUGGAAGGGGGUGAGGAGGCGGUGGGUGGUCUUGAGUGCACUGACAGUGUGGUGCAGCUGUGGGGUGGCUGUUGGGGAGGAAGAGAGGUCCCAUAG
Closterium sp. Naga37s-1 is the source of this 4083-nucleotide messenger RNA. Lineage: Eukaryota; Viridiplantae; Streptophyta; Zygnematophyceae; Desmidiales; Closteriaceae. The record is from the annotation of a GenBank genome assembly.